CUUUCACAAAAUAGCACUAAUUAAAUUAAUUAAAUAAAGAGGAAAAGGUCUAUCAUCAAAUAGGAGUAUAUAUUUCCUUUUUUGCUUGAUUUUAUACCAAGUUUACAGCAAAUCAUUCAUACCCUUUAACCAACUUUAUUUUUAAGGGAAUGAUGUUGAUAAGAAUUGAGAUAAAUCAGUAGAUUAAGAAAGGAAUCAGUACCCUCCAAAACAAAACAAAAUUGUAAAUUAAAGAAUAAAGAGAAAUGGAUGAAUACAGUAAAGGUGCAGAUGAUCAUCAACAAUGGCCACAAUGGGUUCCUUAUGAUUGGUUUAUCCAUCGCAACAUCAACAAUACUCUUCACACUCCACUGUAUUAUUACUCCAACCCUCGUGGGAAAAUAUUUCAAUCCAAGGAGGAGGUGGUUUUGUAUCUUGCUAAGCAAAUACAAAAAGCAAAGCGUAUCAAGAAGAAUGUUUUUAAACUUGAAGAUAAAGUAGAAAAAAAGAAAAUAAAAGAAGAAAGUGAGCUACAAUCUCUUGCUAGUCCCAAAGAAUGGCCAGAUUGGCUUCCACAAGAUUGGUGUAUUGCACGAAGUCAUGAAAGCUUCAAUGUGUCUACAGAUAUAGAAGAAGGUUUUGGUGUUAUUCCAUCAACAAAACUCAUCUUGUUCUUUGCGCAUUAUUGUAGUCCUAAGUGGAAAAAGUUCCGAACGAAGGAUGAGGUUCUUCAUCAUCUACAAGAGAACUCUAAAAAGUUUAUCAAGAAACAAAGGACGAAGAAGGUUCUUCAAUCUAAAGAGUACAUUUUACGCCUUUCAUAAAUGUUUUCCACAAUUUUUUCUUGUUGAAAAUAGAAAUGAAUGGUGGAGAAAGUACGUGGAUGACAACAAAAACAGUUUUAUAGUUUAUGUAGUUGAUCCCAAUAUUUUUAGAUUAAGACUUGGACAAUGUCGGCAUUAUUGUUAAUCAUAGAUCUCACUUGUAUCCAGAUUACAGUUAUGUAACAGAAUGAAACACAUGGUUUUAAUAGAUAUUUUAACUUAUUGAGGUUAAUAACUAAUUAAGUAACUGAA
Molecule: messenger RNA, 1055 nt
Organism: Amaranthus tricolor (Joseph's coat)
Lineage: Eukaryota; Viridiplantae; Streptophyta; Magnoliopsida; Caryophyllales; Amaranthaceae
Exons: 5
Coding region: 246-803 (185 amino acids)
Molecular function (GO): DNA binding
Source: RefSeq, a predicted model, not a curated record